AUGGAUCCCGUCGUCGGCAAAAUCAAAGGCUUAGCCAAGUCAAGUCAAGACUUCUUUGAUGGCCUCUUCCACGAUCGCGCCAAGUCUUCCCGCCGCAAGCCGGUUGAGAUCCUCAAGCGAUUGCAGCGGGAAUCAUUCUCUGACCUAAUGAAGCUUAGAGACAGGCAGGACAAGCUCGAGCGACAAGUCUCUUUCCCGAAAAUUGCCAAGGGAAGUCCUUCUCAGAACUCAGGUGGUACUCAUGUAAUGGGAGAGAUCAAUAACCUAGGUGCUAUGGUGCUGAUGGGCGGAGACGUCAAUCAGUUUGAUCACCACGAUUCACUUGGCCUUGCUACAAAUGGUGGUAUCAGGUCGAAGAUAUCCUUUGAGACUCCCAUACGCGAGAAUGAUACACUCGUAGCAGACUUUGCCACGGGAGGUUGCAAUAUUGGCGAUAGCUUGCGGAGCGCGACGCUUAGUCUGUCAAAAGUAUUGUUCAUGGCGAACAUUCGUGACUGGGUAUCAGCUAAUUUAAUGCCGGUUGGUGCUCAGUUCAGGCAUCUGGGUUUCACUAUGGAUUCCUCAAAUCAGAUAAAUGGCUUUACUGAGCUUUCAGCUAUGGGUCCUCCUCUCGUGAAUGAAUAUAAUGGUUCAGCCAUCGGUUUCACAAUGAGAAAGUCGAAUCUUGUUGCUUCAUUGGCUCACUCUGUAUCAGGACUUCUAAAAUCAGACCUAUAUUCAUCAGACCUUUACUUCAGCACAUUUGGCCAGAUUUCAUGCCAACUACCAAUAGGAGUAAAGUUCUCGGUUUCCGGGUUCCACAAACAGCCUAAAUCUUCUCUCGACUUGGUCAACCAAGGUGCCCUCACGAUCCCUGUUCACAUUCUGAAUCAACAGCAAAAUGCUCCUCAUGACCCGGUGACUAAACCACUGGAGACAAACUUGUUUGAACCGACGCCAGCCAGGUGCAUUGCUGUGAAGCUGGAAAGUCACAUCGAUGAGAACACGAUGAUCGAGGGUUGGAUCCAGAGGAAUAACUCGAAUAGUUCGAGCAUUUGGCAAUGGGGUGCGAGAACCCUUGAUGAUUCGGAGGAUGCACUUGGAUGGGGGUUCAGUAUUGGUGGAGAUAUGGAUAAUGGUGGAAGUCGGUCGAACCGAUUUCGAGCUGAGGCCUACUGGAAGCUCAAUAUUGGGAGGAAGUUCUGCUUGAAGCCAGGGUUGGCUUAUGCAGGGACUGGUGAUAUGAGGAUGUAUGAGCUCAUGGUCAGGUCUAAUUGGUCGUUCUGA
This is a messenger RNA of Linum tenue, 1266 nucleotides long. Lineage: Eukaryota; Viridiplantae; Streptophyta; Magnoliopsida; Malpighiales; Linaceae. The record is from the annotation of a GenBank genome assembly.